GGGAAGUUUGCGAAAGAGCAGGAGAGGGGAGUGCGCUCGAAAGGGGAGAAGUUCUAUACAGAAGAAUUCGUUUUGCCCAGGACAAGCGAAUAACACCGUUUCCCGCAUGGUUUUAUUUAUAAAUAUUAGAACACGGUAGCUGGCGAGUUACCGCAAUUUUAGAAGCUGCAGGGAUUUGAGAUUAUUGUUGUUUGGCAAGUGAAGGUUUCGAGGUCGUGUAAACAAGGUCCCACAAUAAUGUUUUGUUUAGCUCGUGUUCUGAUUUUAUUGACUUUGUUGGCAGCGUGCAGUCAUGGAGCAAUGGAUGAAUGUAUGGACGAAUCGAAUCGGCCUCAGCGGUGCAUGCCUGAGUUUGUUAACGCAGCUUUCAAUGUAACCGUGGUAGCCACCAACACUUGUGGUUCUCCCCCUGAAGAGUACUGCGUACAAACUGGGGUUACAGGGGUCACAAAGUCAUGCCACAUCUGCGAUGCCUCGGACCCUAGGCUGCAUCACAGCGCUGUAUUUCUCACCGAUUACAACAACCAAGCGGAUACCACUUGGUGGCAAAGUCAGACAAUGUUAGCGGGCAUCCAGUAUCCCAACUCUAUCAAUCUAACACUUCACCUGGGCAAGGCCUUUGAUAUCACCUACGUGCGCCUGAAGUUUCACACCAGCCGUCCCGAGAGCUUCGCCAUCUACAAGAGGACCAGAGAGGACGGGCCCUGGCUGCCGUACCAGUACUACAGCGGCUCGUGCGAGAAGACCUACAGCAAGCUGAACCGCGGCUUCAUCCGCACGGGAGACGACGAGCAGCAGGCACUGUGCACGGACGAGUUCAGCGACAUCUCUCCCCUCACCGGAGGAAACGUGGCCUUCUCCACUCUGGAGGGCAGGCCGAGCGCCUACAACUUCGACAACAGCCCCGUGCUGCAGGAAUGGGUAACCGCUACAGACAUCAGAGUGACCCUGAACAGACUCAACACAUUUGGAGACGAGGUUUUCAACGAUCCCAAAGUCCUUAAGUCCUACUACUACGCUAUCUCUGACUUUGCCGUCGGAGGAAGAUGCAAGUGCAACGGGCACGCCAGCGAAUGCGUAAAGAACCAAUACAACAAGCUGGUGUGUAACUGCAAGCACAACACGGAGGGUGACGACUGCAACGUGUGCAAACCCUUCUACAACGACCGUCCCUGGAGGAGAGCCACGGCCGAGAACGCCAACGAGUGUCUGCCGUGUAACUGCAAUGGGAAAAGCGCCGAGUGCUACUUCGAUCCCGAGCUGUAUCGCGCCACGGGUCGCGGGGGUCACUGCCGCAACUGCGCCGACAACACGGACGGGCCGAACUGCGAACGCUGCCUGGACAACUAUUACAGGGAGGCGACGGGCAACCGCUGCCUGCCCUGCAGCUGUAACCCCGUGGGUUCUCUCAGUACACAGUGUGACAACACCGGCCGCUGCAGCUGUAAACCGGGAGUGAUGGGAGACAAGUGUGACCGAUGUCAGCCUGGAUACCACACGCUGACGGAGGCAGGCUGCAGACCCUGCUCCUGUAGCCGUUCCGGAAGCACAGGGGAGUGUGAUGUCCAAACAGGAAGAUGCCAGUGCAAGGACCAUGUAGAUGGCUUUAACUGUGACAGGUGUAAACUGGGCUACUUUAACCUGGACCCUCAGAAUCCCCAGGGCUGCACCCCAUGUUUCUGCUUCCAACACUCCACCGUGUGUGACAGCGCCGAGGGUUACAGCAUUCACACCGUCACCUCCACCUUUGACUACGACGACGAACAGUGGACAGCUCAGCAGAGAGACGGCUCCAGCGUGUCAGUGCAGUGGUCUUCCCGCUCUCAGGAGAUCUCCCUUGUCUCAGACGACUACUUCCCCAUGUACUUUGUAGCUCCAGAGAAAUUCCUUGGCAACCAGCUCCUAAGUUAUGGGCAGAACCUCACUCUGAACUUCAGGGUUGAGCGGCGAGACACCCGCCUAUCAGCUGAGGAUGUGGUCCUUGAAGGGGCGGGGCUUCGUGUGGCAGUGCCACUCAUUGCUCAAGGAAAUGCCUAUCCAACUGAACAAAUGCAGACGUUUGUCUUCAGGCUACAUGACACCACUGAUUACCCCUGGAGACCAACUCUGAAACACUCAGACUUCCAGAAACUUCUUCACAAUCUGACUUCUAUUAAGAUCCGAGGCACUUACAGUGAAAAGAGUGCCGGUUACCUUGACAACGUGUCCCUCGUUACUGCCCGCCGUGGUCCCGGUACCCCGGCUCGCUGGGUGGAGAAGUGCGUCUGUCCCCAGGGUUACACUGGGCAGCACUGUGAGCAGUGCCUUCUGGGAUAUCGGAGGAGCAGGCCCGAACUUGGACUCUUCAGCCCGUGUGAACCCUGCAACUGUAAUGGCCAUAGCGACUCCUGUGACCCUGUGACAGGCCUGUGCGACUGCCAGGACAACACGGCUGGGAUGAGCUGCGAGAGGUGUAAGGAUGGUUACUAUGGCGACGCCACGGUUGGCACGCCCUCGGACUGCAAGCCCUGUCCUUGCCCAGAGGGCGCCACUUGUGCAGUGGUGCCCAAAACCAGGGAGGUGGUGUGUACCAGCUGUCCCACAGGCACCACAGGUAAACGCUGUGAGUUGUGUGACGACGGCUAUUUUGGGGACCCCCUGGGCGAGGACGGUCCGGUCCGGGCCUGCCGGGCUUGUAAGUGUAACGACAACAUUGACCCCAACGCCGUGGGCAACUGCGACCGGGAGACGGGCCAGUGUCUGAAAUGCAUCUACAACACAGACGGCUUCUUCUGCGACCGCUGCAAAGAGGGUUUCUACGGCAACGCCCUAGCCACCAACCCCGCUGACAAGUGCAAACCCUGUUCGUGCUCUCCCUACGGUACCGUGGACCGGCAGACCAGCUGUCUGCAGGUAACCGGACAGUGUCAGUGCCUCCCCCAUGUCACAAACAGAGACUGCAGCGCCUGUGAACCUGGUUUUUACAACCUGCAGAGCGGCAAGGGCUGUCAGCGAUGCGACUGCAAUCCGAUCGGCUCCACCAACGGUCAGUGCGACAUCGCCAGCGGCCAGUGCGAGUGUCAGCCCGGCGUCACGGGUCAACAUUGCGAUCGCUGCGAAGUCAACUUCUUCGGUUUCGGGUCGUCCGGCUGCAAACCUUGCGACUGUGACCCGGAGGGCUCUCAGACGGCCCAGUGUAAGGAGGACGGGCGCUGCGAGUGCCGUCCCGGCUUCGUUGGCACUCGAUGUGACAUGUGUGAAGAAAAUUACUUCUACAACCGCUCCACCCCCGGCUGCCAACAGUGUCCGAACUGCUACAGCCUCGUCAGGGAUAAGGUGAAUCAACAGAGACAGAAACUGCACGACCUACAGACUUUGAUUGACAACCUGGGGACCAGUCAGGAGACAGUGAGUGACAAAGCCUUUGAGGAUCGUCUCAAAGAGGCGGAGAAAGCCAUCAUGGACCUGUUGGAGGAGGCUCAGACCAGCAAAGAUGUGGACAAAGGCCUGUUGGACCGUCUCAACAACAUCAACGGCACACUGAUGACCCAGUGGAACCGACUGCAGAACAUCCGGAACACGGUGGACAAUACAGGCACCCUGGCUGACAAGGCCAGGAACCGGGUCCGUGACGCAGAGAACCUGAUCAACAGAGCGCGGGAGGAACUGGACAAGGCCAAGGACGCCAUUAGCAAAGUGGACAUUAAAACACCUACUACCACUGGAGGUCCGAACAACAUGACCCUGCUGGCGGAGGAAGCACGGAAUCUGGCAGACAAGCAUAAACAGGACGCAGAUCAGAUUGAGAAGAUCGCUAAGGAUGCUAAUGACACUUCUACAAAAGCCUACAACUUACUGAAGAAAACUUUGGAAGGGGAGAAACAGACAAACAAGGACAUUGAUGAGCUCAACAAAAAGUACAAUGAUGCUAAGGACCUAGCGAAGAAUCUGGAGAAACAGGCCAAUAAAGUGCAUGCUGAGGCGGAGGAGGCUGGCAACAAAGCCCUGAAGAUCUACGCCAACCUGACCAGCCUUCCUCCCCUCGACACCAAGUCUCUAGAGGACGAGGCCAGUAAGAUCAAGAAGGAGGCCUCCGACCUGGACAAACUGAUCGAUAAGACAGAGAAGGAGUACACCGACCUCAGGGACGACCUGAAGGGCAAAGAGAAUGAAGUCCGCAAACUCCUGGAUAAGGGCAAGACUGAACAGCAGACGGCUGACCAACUGCUGGCUCGUGCGGAUGCUGCUAAGGCCCUAGCAGAGGAGGCAGCUAAGAAAGGCAACUCCACGUACCUGGACGCUCAGAAUAUACUCAACAACCUCAGAGAUUUUGACAAGAGAGUGAAUGACAACAAAACAGCCGCUGAGGAGGCCAUGAAACGCAUCCCAGCAAUCAACGCGACAAUCAACGCAGCCAAUGAGAAGACCAGGCAGGCUGAGGGGGCACUAGGCAACGCAGCAGCUGAUGCCAAAGAAGCCAAGACCAAAGCUCAGGAAGCAGAGAAAAUCGCCAGUGCUGUGCAGAAGGGCUCAGCCAAGGCAAAGGACGACGCAGAGAAGGCUUUUGACGACGCCAUGAAGCUGGACGGCGAAGUCAAAGACAUGAUGGAUCAGCUGAGCGCGGCUGAGAAGGAGCUGGCCAGGAAGAAAGCCGAGGCCGACCAGGACAUGAUGAUGGCCAGCAUGGCAUCAGACAAUGCUAAAGAAGCAGAAGACAAUGCCCGUAAAGCCAAAAACGCUGUCAGGACCGUCCUCAAAACAAUCAACGAUCUUUUGAGUCAGCUCGGUAACAUCGACAAAGUGGAUUUGAGUAAACUGGACCAGAUUGAUGGAUCUCUGAAGCAGGCCAAGAAAAAGAUGGCAGACAGCGAACUGGACAAGAAACUGAAGGAGCUCAAUGACGUGGCCAAGAAUCAGGAAGACAUGAUUAACGAUUACGACAGGCAGAUCAAAGAGAUUCGCGCCGACAUCGCCAACCUCGAGGACAUCAAAAACACUCUACCUGAAGGCUGCUUUAACACCCCAUCUCUAGAGCGGCCUUAA
Messenger RNA from Chanos chanos (milkfish), 5022 nucleotides. RefSeq names its product laminin, gamma 1 (gene lamc1). Gene Ontology annotation, cellular component: basement membrane. Gene Ontology annotation, biological process: tissue development; animal organ morphogenesis; axon guidance. The record is from RefSeq and is a predicted model, not a curated record. The transcript has 28 exons. The coding region runs from base 238 to 5022 and encodes 1594 amino acids. NCBI's taxonomy places the organism in Eukaryota, Metazoa, Chordata, Actinopteri, Gonorynchiformes, Chanidae.